UGCGACGACAACACUCUUUCAACUCCUUCACCUCUACCACCCUCUCCCGCGACCCUCAUUCCCCUCCCCCACAUCGUUGUCACACACACACAUUCACACGCACCCUCCAACCUUCCCCCUCCUCUUCCCCUCUGUCCCCGCCCAGCACCAGCAACGUCUGUCGCCAGCUCUCACGUCGUCGGUCGUCCUGUCGCAUACAAACUACAGUCGCUUCCCCGUCCCCAGCCGGCAGCGCGUGCUACUAAUUCUUCCCUUGCAACGUCCUCGGUAAAUGCGACGCCUGACAUAACCCACACGGACAUGUCGCGCGCAGGAUAUGCCGACUUCUUUCCCGCCGCCCCCUCGGUCCUGGCAAAGAAAGCCCAGGCUGCAAAGGCCGCGAAGGAGAAGGUACGGAUACAGCAACACGACGAGUAUGACCGGGAUCGAGAUAUCUCGGGUGCACUGUCGGCAGGCAGCACUGCUUCCUCGACCGCCUCCAUUCCUACAACCACGCAUAGUAAUUCGCAACUAACUCCUGCUACGUCGAGUUCGUCGCCCCCGGAUGAGAAGAAGGCUCUUCCGCCUCCAGCAGUCGAGCAACCGCGACCGGCAAUCCCGACACCCAAGGCAACUCCACCGGCACCCCAGCGAAGGAAUUGUCGCGCCGAAUAUGAUCCAUUCCUCGACGAAGACUCUUCGGCGAAGAAGAGCGGCAAAGUAACCUAUCGCUACGAUGGUGAGGGACUAUCUAUGCCCGUACAAGACCCCCGGAAAUCCCAUCCCGACUAUACCCUAGGACCCAAAGGCGGUAAGAGAAAAGUGCGCACUGCUUUGGGCCGAGUGAAUUGGGAGUGGGACCGCCAUUACAUCGGGCCCGGGCCGCCUGCGCAAAUCAUGGUUACCGGAUUAUCCCCGCUCACCACCGAAAGCGAAAUUUUGAUGAACUUCAGGACGUUCGGCGAUGUGCAGAAAUUCGAAUUGAAGGUUGACCCGACGACUGGCGGAUCCCUCGGAAUUUGCAGCGUCAUCUACCGCGACAGCAAAGGCGACAAGGUGCUCGGCCACCAUUCGGCCAGGAGCGCAGUUCAGAAGGGAAACCAGAUGAAGAUCGGGAUGCAAAACAUCAAGGUAGUGCUCGACCGGGAUGGGAUGAAGUGCUCGAAAUAUGUGGAGCGGAUAAUGGAAGAGAAGCGGAAGAAGCAAGACGAAUACAUGCGCAGAGAUGCGGAGGCCAAGCGCAAAGAGCAGGAGGUCAGGCGCAGGGAGGGGGAAGCUAAACGGCGAGUAGAGGAGGUCAAGCGCAGGGAGGAGGCCCGAAACCGACCGCCGCCACCACCACCACCGCCGCCCCCGGAGAGAGAACGGUCACUACGGACCGCCUCGGUUUCCCCAAACGAUCCGGACAGCCAUUUCAUCAAGCCGCGACCACAGAACUACAAAGCCAUCAACGACCUCGGACGACGGCCGGCGAUAUUCAUCUCUUCGAGGUACAUUCCAGGAGAGGUUCGAUUCUGCAAGCAUCUGUACGGACGGUUGAAGAACUUCGGUGUUGAAGAUGUGCUAUGCGAUAAGGAUGGAUUUUUCGUUGUGUUUACCAACUCGAGAGGAUUGGACAAUUGCUUCCGGAUGUGCGAUGGUGACCGCCUGUUCUCCUACCAAAUGCGCAUGAAGAAGUACCCUCGAGGAAACCCGAACGCCUCUGCUGUGGCCGCACGGCAAGCCUCUCGCUCGCCUUCCCCGGCACCGAGACCACCGAAGAGAAAGCUUGAGAGAGUAGACGUACCCCGCGAGUCCCAUAAGGCCGCCAAAGCCGACUUGAAGACCACGCUUGCCUCGGAUAUCCGGAGGCGAAUCGCUGAACCGCACAUAUACGACUUGUUGAACCCUGGCCGACUCGAGACUCGGAAGAAGCCCGAGGAGAAAGAUGACAAGACGGACACUGACGCCGCCUCGACGCCUGCCUGCGAUUCCCCGUUACCUCCACCCUUCACCGCAGCUGCCGCUCCCGAAGCGCAGCCAUUGCCUGCGAACUUGAUCACCGUCCUCCCCCGCUUCAAAAAGCACAAACCCAAACGGCUAGAAACCCCGACGUCCAAUGCACUCCGUGGGCCUAAGGGCGACCGGGGUAAGAGGAACGAAGAAGCUAGACCACUGGCUCAUAGAUUGAACCAUUACGACGGCUCCGACGAUGAAUCCACGACUACGGAUCAGCGCCCUGUGUCGCGCGGCUCGGUGUCUAGGGCGUUGUCUACAGAUAUCGGCGAUGAUGAUUCCGUAAGUUUGGCGCCAUCAUCUCUGGCGGAUAUGCGGAGCAGGAAGCGGAAGCGAAGUAUCGGAGCUCGAACACCGUCACGACUCAAGGAUACGGCCAUCUCCACGGACGACGAGGAUGACGAGGCUGUCGAGACGGCCAGUCCAGAGCAGGAGGCGAAUCCGAUGGAGGUUGAUGACGAGCCGACCGAAUCGAGCCUGCAAGGCUUUAUUGUCGGUGAUGAUGGCGAAGAACACGCAAACCGAAAGAAGGCCAGGAAGGUGGAAGCUACUAAGCUCGCAUCUGACGAAGUCAGUCACAGAGCAAUCCUCGAUGAGGACGAAGGGGUGGACAUCACAAGCCUUGACGACUCCAAAGAAGCCGACCUCUACCAGAAGCUCACCGAUGAGAAAACGGAGGCAGCUAUCGAUCUGUUCUUGGAUCAGAUCGAAGCUGAGAAGGAUGGUCCUCCGCCGGUUGUAGACAUGUCCUGGACGAUUUCUAGCACAAUUCUGCCCAAGGUGACAGUUGAAGAAGAUACAGAGAUGAUUAUGGAUCUCGAUGGAUUGCAGGCAGUGGUUAUGGACGAUGAGGAUGUGCGGUUCCUGAAGUUGGCGUUGGAAGAUACAAUCCCGGCGAAUGUGGGGAAUGUCCACCUGUGGGCUUGCAAGAUGAAGGAACGCAAGGCGGCCAACAGGGAGGGUAAGCGAGGUCCCACCUAUACCGUUGAAUCGAUCGAGGGGUUCUAUCGGCCCAACCGUACCGGUUGCGCGAGAACCGAGGGAUAUCGUAAGAUUCCCGAAGCCGAAAAGUCCAAGUACCUUCCGCAUCGUCUCGCUGUCGCAGCCAAGCGCGCGAAUGCAGCUCCCCACGUCUCGCCACAGCAUUCAUCAAAGACCACGACGACCAAGGUCCCCGUCUCUUCCUCCCGCGAAAAUCGGGUCAACAACCGACGUCUCGUCCAGGAGCUCAACAAUCAGAAACAAAUUCUGUGCGGUGAUGCUGAUAUCAUGCGUUUCAACCAACUCAAGAAGAGGAAGAAGCCUGUUCGGUUCGCUCGGUCCGCAAUUCACAAUUGGGGACUGUACGCCAUGGAGAAUAUCCCGGCGAACGACAUGAUCAUCGAGUAUGUCGGCGAGAUCGUCCGCCAGCAGGUGGCCGACAUGCGCGAGCGCAAGUACAUCAAGAGCGGCAUAGGAAGCAGUUACUUGUUCCGGAUUGACGAGAACACGGUCAUCGAUGCCACCAAGAAGGGUGGGAUCGCGCGGUUCAUCAACCACAGCUGCACCCCCAACUGCACUGCCAAGAUCAUCAAAGUCGAGGGCACAAAGCGGAUCGUUAUCUAUGCAUUGAGAGAUAUCAAAGAGAACGAGGAGCUGACCUACGAUUACAAGUUCGAGCGCGAGCUCGACAGUGACGAUCGGAUUCCGUGCUUGUGCGGGUCCAGCGGAUGCAAAGGGUUCUUGAAUUGACCGGACGGCUUGCGCUUCUGUUUUCAUCUCCUUUUGUUGGUGUCCUGGGUGUCGUUUUUUUUCCGGGUAUAAUUUUUUUUUCUUGUUUGAUCUUUGACCUUUUCUGUGUUUUUUUUUGGGUGUUUCGAAUUUCAGUUAGUAUUCCGUUUUUUUUCAUGAGGGCUGGUGUUUUGUCCUUUCUCUUUCCAUUAUUCUUCAUCACCAUGGUGCGCAACUUCCUCCUCCUCCCUUCCUUCCGUACUGGGGAGUCUCUUCGUUUUAUAAACUUUGUGUACUUUUUCUUUUUGAUCCCCACCACCACCAUCACC
Messenger RNA from Tricharina praecox, 4013 nucleotides. RefSeq lists its product as uncharacterized. Gene Ontology annotation, molecular function: histone H3K4 methyltransferase activity; protein binding; RNA binding. Gene Ontology annotation, cellular component: Set1C/COMPASS complex. NCBI's taxonomy places the organism in Eukaryota, Fungi, Ascomycota, Pezizomycetes, Pezizales, Pyronemataceae. Bases 301 to 3705 code for a protein of 1134 amino acids. The record is from RefSeq and is a predicted model, not a curated record. The transcript is spliced from 5 exons.